This is a messenger RNA of Wyeomyia smithii (pitcher-plant mosquito), 2589 nucleotides long. RefSeq names its product transcription factor IIIB 90 kDa subunit (gene Brf). The record is from RefSeq and is a predicted model, not a curated record. Gene Ontology annotation, molecular function: RNA polymerase III general transcription initiation factor activity; TBP-class protein binding; RNA polymerase III type 3 promoter sequence-specific DNA binding. Gene Ontology annotation, biological process: transcription by RNA polymerase III; DNA-templated transcription initiation; transcription preinitiation complex assembly. NCBI's taxonomy places the organism in Eukaryota, Metazoa, Arthropoda, Insecta, Diptera, Culicidae. Gene Ontology annotation, cellular component: transcription preinitiation complex; nucleus; transcription factor TFIIIB complex. The transcript has 4 exons. Bases 140 to 2095 code for a protein of 651 amino acids.
UUUGUUUACCUUCGAUUCCUCCGGGUUCAACAGCAGUGGAUAAUUCUUUACUGUCUGUUACUAGAAAUUGUUUACGCUCCGAUUGUGUGAAGUGUUAAAAUACACUAGCGAAUAACCGUAGGAUAAAAAUUUCGUUGCAAUGUCAUCCGGUCGAAAGUGCAACAACUGCGGGAGUGCCGAUAUUGAGGUGGACAAUGCCCGUGGUGAUGCGGUGUGUACCAACUGCGGUUCCGUGCUGGAGGACAACAUAAUCGUAUCAGAGGUGCAGUUCGAAGAAAAUGCUCACGGAGCUUCGAGCGCGGUCGGACAGUUUGUGGCGUCCGACUCGAAGGGAGGCGCGACAGCGUACGGUAAAUUUCACGUCGGAACAGGGACCGAGUCACGGGAGGUAACACUGCGGAAGGCCCGCCAGGGGAUUACCCAUUUGUGCCAUCAGCUGCAUCUGAACAACCACUGUAUCGAUACGGCGUGCAACUUUUUUAAGAUGGCACUGAUUAGACAUCUCACGCGGGGCCGCAGGAACACGCAUAUCUACGCAGCCUGUGUGUACAUAACGUGUCGAACCGAGGGGACUUCCCAUCUCCUUAUUGACAUUAGUGAUGUUCUACAAAUAUGUUGCUACGAGUUGGGACGAACCUAUCUGAAACUUUCGCAGGCCCUGUGUAUCAACAUUCCGUCAAUUGACCCCUGCAUCUACAUCAUGCGCUACGCCAAUAAGCUCGAGUUUGGCGAACGAACGCACGAGGUAUCGAUGACGGCCCAGCGGCUGGUUCAGCGCAUGAAAAAGGACUCGAUUCACUCGGGGCGGCGUCCGUCCGGUUUGUGCGGAGCCGCUCUACUACUGGCGGCCCGUAUGCACGAAUACAGCCGUACUCCCAACGAUAUCGUAAGAACCGUGAAAAUUCACGAGUCUACCCUACGCAAACGUUUGGUCGAAUUCGGUGAAACACCGAGCAGCGCCCUAACGUUGGACGAGUUCAUGUCGGUCGAUUUGGAAGCCGAACAGGACCCACCGGCUUUCAAGGCGGCAAGAAAAAAAGAUAAAGAACGUUUACAGAAGCUGGGUGAGUCGACGACGGAAUUUAAUCAGCUGCAGGCGGAAAUCGAUGCCGCCUUGGAUCGUGACCUGCACAAAACUAUGAGUCGAAAACGGAAAUUAAAAGGCGAGGAUUUUGGGGUGGACGAGUUGCGCGAAACAGAUGAAUUUAUAAAAGAAUCAACAAUAAAUGUUAUCAAUCAGUGCUUGGAAGAAGGUUCCAAUGAUAACAGGCUGGGUGGAAAUGGUAACGGGCGGAUGAAACCUAUUGUCCCAGAGGGUAUUAAACCCGACCUAAUGGCGAUGUGCUCGAAUUCGGUAGAGGAACGCAAAGAUAUCACCAAACAAGAAUCCAGAGACGACGAUGGAGAUCUCAUUUCAGAAGAUUUGGACGACGAAGAAAUUGAUGGAUAUAUCAUGACCGAAGAAGAGGCCAGAUACAAGGACAUGAUGUGGAAUCGAUUACACGCCGAAUACCUAAAAGAAAUGAAGGAAAAAGAAGAACGGUUAGCCAAAGAACGCGAAGAGGGUAAACCAGAGAAAAAGAAACGAAAAAAUCACCGUAAAAAAACAAUCGGACCGUCAAACUCGGCGGGAGAAGCCAUUGAAAAGAUGCUUCAGGAGAAGAAAAUCUCAAGUAAAAUAAACUACGACAUUCUGAAAACGCUUACCGAUAGUGCUAGCACCAGCGAGCAGCAAACGGAAGUGCCCGCAAAACCGGAAACUAGUGAUAUUGACAUUCUUUCACGUACCCGAAUAAAACCGGAAACGGCACUGUUACGAAGCUCCAAGCCUACCGUGAACCUGUCUUUUGGUGGCCGCCGAAAGGUGCCUGCCACUGCAACCCUUCCAGUUGUCAACAGCGAGACAGAAAACACUUCGGUAGUGGUUGAGGAUCAACCUCCGACUCCGAAAGUUGAGCAAGCUGAACAAUUGAUAGAUGAUUACGACGAAGAAGCUGAACCAGAGCCUGAACCAGAACCGGAGCACAAAUCUCUAGCCGAUAUGUUAAACACAGGCGACGAUGAUGAUUACUAUGGCUAUGAGGAGGACUAUUAGGUAUUCAAUGUCUUUCAAUAUGAUUAUGACAAAGAGUUUAACAUUCGACACUGUGGGAAGUGCAUUUUUUUUCUUAAAAUUAAGACUUAUGCAUUAAAAACAUAUACAUGUCUAUCAGUUGAAAACUGUACAGGAUAAAACGGCGUACAUGAAAAAUUCGCAUUCCUGUGAAAUAUCACAGAACAAAAAUUUUAAGAUCAUUACCUUGUGUGUAUAUUUAUUCGCUACGUGUCUGACAAAUUUUUUUUUUAAUGUUUAACACAAUAUCAUCCAAUUGCAUUUACAGCGGGGAUGAUACGUAUGUUCGCAUCCGUAUUCGUAAAUGCAGAAAACCCGCAUGAAAAUUGACAACUGCAUCGGCAUCCGAACCGUACCAUGCAUCACAAAAUAUCAUUCGGAUGUUGUAAAACUAAUACGAAUAUAGAAAAAAAUUGUUUCAACAAUUUUGUGGUAAAAUUGUGGCACAGAAGAUUACUUAGUCUCAAGGAGUCAAC